AUGGCGAUGGCGCACCACCUGGGCCUCCUCCUCGUGGCGCUCCUCUACGUCUGCGCCUUCUCCGGCGGGCUCCUCGUCGCCGCCUCCCUGGCGCUGCUGGCCUCCCUCGCGGGCGCGCUGGUCGCGACGCUCGCGCUAGCCGCGUCCGACGCGCGCAGGGUCGCGGGCCUGGCCGCGCGCGUAGCCGACCUGGCCGCGGCCGACCUGAGGCUGGCGCGCGCGGUCGCCGCGUAUGCCGUGGUCAAGGCCACGGUGCGCGUGGCGCUCGUGAUCCGGCCCAAGAUUGGCGCGCUCGCGUCGCGCGUCAGGAGUCUCGGCGCCGACCGCCGGCAGUACUACAGCGUGGCUUCGGCUUUGUUCUUCUGUAGAGCUGCGAACUUCACUGCUGUAGCAUGA
Miscanthus lutarioriparius is the source of this 396-nucleotide messenger RNA. NCBI's taxonomy places the organism in Eukaryota, Viridiplantae, Streptophyta, Magnoliopsida, Poales, Poaceae. The record is from the annotation of a GenBank genome assembly.